GUCCUCUUGGGUUGUCAAGGCAACUAAACCCUUUUACGUAGGUGCUGAGCCAUCACUCCGGACACGGCGUCGCCAUCGAAUUUGACGUUUUUCUUUUCAGACUGAAACGAUACAGUAGCAAAGAAAAUCAAGCUUGACGGAGGAGGAAGAAGGCGGAUGUGUAUAAAUUGAACGCUCGGCCACUUUGCAACACGACAGUACCCGACGACAAGCGGACCACGCAAUCAUGGAGGAUUCUUCUGUCUCCCGCUCUGCUCGCUCUACGUUUGCGUGGCUGGUGGGAGGCUCCCAAGUUCUGGGUGUGACAUCAGUCGUGCUGACUGGCGUUUGGAUGGGUCACUACCAAGGGGGCUUUGCUUGGGAUGGCACGCAACAGGAAUUCAACCUACACCCUCUGUGCAUGGUUCUGGGCUUGGUCUUCUUACAGGGAGAUGCCAUCCUGGUCUACAGAGUAUUCCACAAUGAAGCAAAAAAGAAUGUUAAGGUGCUUCAUGGCGUCAUUCACUUGCUCGCCCUCAUCAUCAGCAUCGUCGGUAUAGUAGCUGUGUUCGACUCCCACAGAGCAGCCAAGUAUCCAAACAUGUACUCCUUGCACAGUUGGUGUGGCAUGGCUACCAUUGUCCUAUUUAGCGUGCAGUGGGUCAUGGGUUUGUUGUUCUUCCUAUUUCCUGUGGCAUCAUCGUGGUUGCGAGCCAUGUACCUCCCCGUCCAUACGUUCUGUGGUCUGGGUCUGUUGGCUAUGGCUGUGGGGACCAGCUUGCUCGGUAUCACAGAAAAACUCCUCUUCAGUAUCAUGUCCACCUAUUCGAGCUUUCCACCUGAGGGGGUUCUGGCCAAUGUUUUGGGCAUCCUGCUUGUGUGCUUUGGGGUGCUGCUUUGCUACAUCAUCACCAGGGAAGAGUACAGGCGGCCACUGAACCCUGAAGAGGAGUCCUUGGCAGUCCACUUCAAGACCCUGACUGAAGGGGGCUCACCCACCAUGCCCUAACUCAUUGGCUUCAUUAUAACUUCAAACUGCUCUCGGAGCAAUUUAACGUUUUGUGGCGUUGAUUCACUUACUUUAUUGUAGCAUGCAAUUGAAUAGCGAUGACGCAAAUGUAUUGGACAAACAAUACAAAUGCUCACUUUUGAUUGACAUGGUUAAAGAGAAUAAGUGACCAUCAGUGUGGUGUUGAUGUGUUUUUGUGUGCCAAUUCCUGUUAACUGUGUGUGUUCUUCAUAUUUUUGAAUGUGGAAAAUCCCAAUGAACAUGCUGUGAUGCUUUCCAAUGGAAAUUGGUAAUUUUCUCUCAGCUACAUACCUUACUUUAUUUACCAGGUGAUAAAAUUUGAAGCCUUGGUGGCGGUAUCUUCUGCUACCUUCUUCUUUUAAUAAAGUUUGUUAUUGGGGGUUGUAGUUUGCAGUUGUGUAGGCUUGCAUUACUUCAUACUGAGAGCUUUUUGUAAAUUUACAGUGAGCCAAAUUUGAUCCACACUUCUACUGCAAUCGUUCUCUGACCAUGUCAAUCAAAACAACAAUCUUUUUAUCCAUUUAUCUUCCGUUAUGCUUAUACUCACUAGGGUCGGCAAAACAUUCAUCUCGAGUACUGGAUGUCAUUAAAUCACAGGUAUACAGAUAAUUGGUAUAGCCUUUAUUUACAAACUUCAGACUUUACCAAAUAGAGUAUAAUAACUAAGACAGAACUGAAAUGUUACUAAUCGAAUUGUUGAAAUGUGGAAUGUGAGACUUGAAGCCAGAAUGGUUUUAAUUGGGCAUAAAAUGUGGAAGGUGAGGUCAAUAUAUUACAUAAAAAAAUCAAUGUGAGAAUUUAAGGGUAUUUUUAAUUGUCUUGAAUUAUUUGAACAGUUUGGCGUUAAAACAGUUUGAAUUGUCAAAAGGAUUGUGCAAAGCGGUAAUUAUGUCAAGUGUCACCAUUGAAUGUAUUUGGAAUGUUGUGAUGAAAAAUGUGCAAUAUUGAAAAACACGGGAAGUUUGGGAAUUUGAGAAAUAGUUCCCAAAAUGUCCUAGAGAAGCUGAAAGGUUGAUGUUGGAAAUGUGAAAGAAUAGUAACUUUUGUUGAACGUCUCAUUCACCUCCAAUGUUUAUUUGUUUUUUAAUUACAAGAAUUUGGAAUUCUGGGAGAUAUUUAAAAUGAAUUUUGGGAAUAUUUGAACCUUGAAAUGCUUGGUUUAGGUUAGAAAUGUGGAAGGAGUAAAUUGUGAGAGUCAAAAAAGGUGAAAAUAAUACUGUACACUGGAUGCCAGCAUACUUGCGGUUCAGCGCCUGAAGAUUCACAGAUUUGUGGAGUACCCCCUCCAAUUUAAUUGUCAAUGUUAAUUUUUUAAACUUUUAUAUGAUGAUCUUAGGGGAGUGGGGGUACCAACCCUGAAAAUGCUUUUUUUCCUGGUUUAUCUUUAUUUAAAAAUUUAAAGGACAUUUUAAAGUUAUAAUGAACAAAGAAAUUAUUUACAAAUUUUCACCAUUCGCGGUCCGAACUGGUACCUGUCCUUGUGUCCAGUGUACAUGCUCUUCAGACCUCAUUAAUCAUUAUGAAAAUAAAUCUAUCUUAGGUUUCAUAGCUUCACUAUAUUUAUAUUAUUAUACUUUUAUUAUUAUUAUUCCUUUGUAUUUUAAACACCAAACAGUCCAACAACACUACAAAGAUAUAGGUACAGAUUCACAGAUGCAGUGUCUUAGCAGUUCAGAUCAAAAACAAAAUCUGCUGCCUGUGCAUAUGAUACAUGGCCCGUUAUUGAAUAGGUGUUUAUAUUUAUUUUAAUUUUUGUUCUCAUCUCUUUGGCUACUUGAAAACAGUAUAGAAAGUACUGCUACGUAUUUGUUGUUGGUGAUGCUUGAAAAUAAAGCCUUCAAGUCUUGCGCUUGGCGGAUUGAACUGCA
This is a messenger RNA of Syngnathoides biaculeatus (alligator pipefish), 2877 nucleotides long. It is a transcript of the gene cyb561, whose product is annotated as transmembrane ascorbate-dependent reductase CYB561. Gene Ontology annotation, molecular function: oxidoreductase activity. Gene Ontology annotation, cellular component: lysosomal membrane. The coding region runs from base 227 to 988 and encodes 253 amino acids. The transcript is spliced from 7 exons. The record is from RefSeq and is a predicted model, not a curated record. NCBI's taxonomy places the organism in Eukaryota, Metazoa, Chordata, Actinopteri, Syngnathiformes, Syngnathidae.